GUCAUUACUGUAUACUUCCGCUGUGUCGUUUUCCCCCUCCAAAGUAAGAGUUCAUUGAUUAAAUACAAGUGUUAUUUUCAGUCAUACUAUAGUUAGUAUUUAAAAUUAAAAAUGUGUUCUCUGUUGAUGUUGUAAAUCUCCUUAUAUUAAGCACUUUUUAAAAUUAUUUGAAUCUAAAAACAUUUAUUAUGAAAGUCUGUGUUGCCAGACAGUUGGCGGUAACUGCUUGUUAGUCAACAGAGGCUUCAGCCUUAGCCAUGAGUGAGUUUCGGAUACAUCAUGACGUCAACGAGCUGCUCAGUCAGCUUCACGUGCGAGGAGGUGAUGGAGCAGAAGUGUAUAUUGAUUUACUGCAGAAGAACAGGACGCCGUAUGUCACCACAACAGUGUCUGCACACAGUGCAAAGGUCAAAAUAGUAGAGUGUUCCAAGACGCCAGAGGACUUCCUAAGGAAAUAUGAUGAGCUCAAGUCAAAAAAUGUCCGCAACCUGGACCCACUGGUCUACCUUCUAUCAAAGCUUAGCGAGGACAAAGAGACGCUCCAAUGUCUGCAACAGAAUGCCAAAGAAAGGUCUGAAGCAUCUGGUAAUGUGACAUCAAGUACAAGCACAACCUUUGCUAUCCCUCAAACCAGCACCAAGAUGUCAAUGCAGGAACUGGAAGAGCUGCGCAAGAAGCUGGGAAACGUCACUGCCAGCUCCAACGUGCCCCAGUCGGCUGAAGUCACACGAAAGAUGCUGAGGGACAGACACAACAAAAAGAACCCCACUCAGCCCAACCCAGUGUUUCCAAACUGGGUGUAUGACCGGCCUGCUCUGAUUGGGGACUUCAUCACCGGUGCCACACCAGCAGGAGACCCAGCAGUGGCCGUUGGUACAAUGCCCCUGCCAGCCCAGGAGCAGGCUUUGGUUGAUGAUCUGUUGUUUGUGCUGAUCGGUGUGGAUGGCAGAGACAUCACAGCCCAGCCUGUCCUCGGGAGGCAGAACCGCUCCUUUAUUGUUGACCCCAGCCUUGACAUGUCCAUCAAGGAGCUGGUCAAUAGGAUACUACCAGUCGCCUCAUACUACUCUACUAUAACACGCUUCACUGAGGAGAAGUCAUCCUUUGAGUACGGCCAGGUGAACCACGCCCUGACGGCGGCCAUGAGGACCCUGAUGAAGGAGUACCUGAUCCUGGUGACCCAGCUGGAGCACCUCCACAGGCAGGGCAUGCUCUCCCUGCAGAAGCUCUGGUUCUACAUCCAGCCUACCAUGAGGACCAUGGAGAUCCUAGCCUCCAUUGCCUCCUCGGUGGACAAAGGAGACUGCAUGGGUGGGUCGACGUUGAGCCUCCUUCACGAUCGUACCUUCAACUACACUGGAGACAGUCAAGCCCAGGAACUGUGCCUCUACCUCACGAAAGCAGCUAGUGUGCCUUACUUUGAGAUACUGGAGAAAUGGAUCUAUAGAGGCAUCAUCAAGGACCCUUACAGUGAAUUCAUGGUUGAAGAGCACGAGCUACAGAAAGAGAAGAUCCAGGAGGACUACAACGAUAAGUAUUGGGAUCAGCGGUACACAAUCGUACAGCACAGAAUUCCAUCCUUUCUUCAGAAAAUGGCAGACAAAAUUUUAAGUACAGGGAAGUACCUCAACGUGGUGAGAGAGUGUGGCCGGGACGUGACUUGUCCCGAUGCUAAGGAAAUCCUCUACACUCUCAAGGAGAGAGCCUACGUGGAGCAGAUAGAAAAAUCAUACUACUACGCCAGUAAGGUCCUUCUAGACUUUCUGAUGGAGGAGAAGGAGCUGGUCGCACGCCUUAGGUCAAUCAAGCACUACUUCUUAAUGGACAAGGGAGAUUUCUUUGUCCAUUUCAUGGAUCUGACGGAAGAGGAGCUGAAAAAGCCAGUGGAUGACAUUGUUCCUCCCAGACUGGAGGCCUUGCUAGAGCUGGCUCUGAGGAUGAGUACUGCUAACACAGACCCAUUCAAAGAUGACCUGAAGAUUGACCUGAUGCCACAUGACGUGAUCACCCAACUGCUGCGGGUGCUGGCCAUCGAGACCAAGCAGGAGAAGGCCAUCAUCAAUGCCGACCCCACCGAGGUGGCCCUCAGCGGCCUGGAGGCCUUCUCCUUCGACUACAUCGUCAAGUGGCCGCUGUCACUCAUCAUCAACAGGAAAGCGCUUACGAGAUACCAGAUGCUAUUUCGCCACAUUUUUUACUGCAAACAUGUCGAGAGGCUGUUGUGCAACGUGUGGAUCAGCAACAAAACAGCCAAGCAGUACGCCUUGCACAGGGCCAAGUGGUUUGCAGCAGCGUUUGCCCUGAGGCAGCGCAUGCUGAACUUUGUCCAGAACAUCCAGUACUACAUGAUGUUUGAAGUCAUGGAGCCCACCUGGCAUAUCAUGGAGAACAACCUGAAAUCUGCCUCCAACAUAGACGACGUGCUGUGUCAUCACACCAGCUUCCUGGACAACUGCCUGAAGGACUGCAUGCUGACCAACCCAGAGCUGCUCAAGAUCUUCUCCAAGCUCAUGUCCGUGUGUGUCAUGUUCACCAACUGCAUGCAGCGCUUCACCCAGAGCAUGAAGCUGGACCGGGAGAUGAACCGUCUGUCUCUGGAGCACGGCACCAUGGAGGGUCCUCCCACCCAAAGCGAACGCACCGUGGAGCAAGAGAAGAAGAGGCUCACCUCCAAGUUCCUAGCGGAGCACAUGGAUGCCCUGCAGUCAGACUCGUGCUUCGAAGCCACCAUCAGCAAGUUUGACAGCAACUUCAGCACACUGCUCCUGGACCUGCUGGACAAGCUCAGCGUCUACAGCACCAACGACUGUGAGCACAGCAUGAUUAACAUCAUCUACCGGUUGGAUUUCAACGGGUUCUACACAGAGCGCCUUGAGAGGAUGGCUAUAGAGAGAAGUCAGAAGGCUUCUGCAUAGCAUUGUCAAAGUGCGCUUGAUGGUAACCCAAGUAAUAUGUAUUUAUUUCUCCUACUCCUGCCCAUAUUAUAAAAACCACCUUCAAACAUGACAUUUCUCCCCCAGACAUUUCUCCACGUAUCAAACAUAAAACGGUUUAGUGUUUGAUUCAAGAAACUAUCACCAUAUAUAUUGAUGUGUUUUGAAACCGGCUCUAUGGUGUUUCCCCCUUUAAGAGGGGCAUAGGAUUAAAUAACCAUGAACUGUAUGCAUUUCUCAGAAGAAGUAAAAGAACCUGGACCUCUAUAGGGGUAACUUAUUUUUUAUCUCAUGUUUUUUUUUUUUUUUCCUGUGUACAAUAAAAAAUAUUAACUGUC
Salmo salar (Atlantic salmon) is the source of this 3271-nucleotide messenger RNA. It is a transcript of the gene gcp2, whose product is annotated as Gamma-tubulin complex component 2. NCBI's taxonomy places the organism in Eukaryota, Metazoa, Chordata, Actinopteri, Salmoniformes, Salmonidae. Gene Ontology annotation, molecular function: gamma-tubulin binding; microtubule minus-end binding. Gene Ontology annotation, cellular component: spindle pole; microtubule organizing center; gamma-tubulin complex. The record is from RefSeq and is a predicted model, not a curated record. Gene Ontology annotation, biological process: spindle assembly; microtubule nucleation; meiotic cell cycle.